Molecule: messenger RNA, 957 nt
Organism: Strongyloides ratti
Lineage: Eukaryota; Metazoa; Nematoda; Chromadorea; Rhabditida; Strongyloididae
Exons: 2
Coding region: 1-957 (318 amino acids)
Source: RefSeq, a predicted model, not a curated record
AUGCUCGAACAUACGGAUUCUGAUGCAUAUUACAAAGUGCAAAAAAAAUUACUAGAACUAGUAGAUAGUAAAGAUAGACCAAAUUUUGAAGAUUUAUUAGAUGCAAUAGAUGAAUGUGAUUUGUUGGUAAACUUUGAAUCUCUUCUUGAUUUUAAUGAAUCAAUCUCAGGCCAUGAUGAAUGGCACGUAUCAUAUUUAAAGUUUUUAAAUUUGCGUCUUGAUUUUUAUUAUUUCCAACAUUCAUUGGAAUUAAGGACAUAUAGAAAUUUACAUUAUGAUCCUGAUGGAGCAAAAAAAAAAGUUGCUCAAAAAAAGUUAUGUCGUGUUAUUGAUGAUAUGGAUACCUCAAUUGUUACGUUAUUUCCUAACAUUAAUAGUGUAAUAAAAAAUUUAACAAACUCUAAUACUGAAGAAUAUAUUAAUAAAUUAAGACAGGAAAUAAUAAAAAUAUGUUCAACAGAUAGAAAAAUAUUCAAUAAAGUUGUUUUUAAAAGACAUGGUGAUCCAGUUGUCCAACAAAAAGAAGAAACAGAAGAUGAGUGUGUUGCAAAAGUUAAAACAAUUUUUACCUCAUCAUGUAAUCGUGAAAAAGAAUUAAUGGAUUUUUGUUUAACAGUAAUGUUUAAAGCUGGAAGAAUUAUAGAAGAAUGUUAUGGAGAUGUAAAUGAUGUUGUUAAAAGGAUAGUAGAAAUAAAGAGAAAUUCACCUUCAAUAUGUUAUUAUAAUAAUAGUGCCUUCCCGGAUUGUGCAAUAAUGGCUGAGUCUAUAAAUGUAGAUGGAGAUAAUAGUAAACAUUUUUUUAAGAAUUCAACUUAUCAGGCAUUAAAAAAAGUUACACAAAUAUGUGAAGUUAUAUUUGCUGUACAUAAAAGAAAUUACUAUACUCAAAAACAAUUGUUAAUGGAAUUAGAAGAAAAAUCAACGUCUUUCUUUGGUAGUUUAAAAAAUGUAAAAUAA